Molecule: messenger RNA, 461 nt
Organism: Chanos chanos (milkfish)
Lineage: Eukaryota; Metazoa; Chordata; Actinopteri; Gonorynchiformes; Chanidae
Exons: 5
Coding region: 147-461 (104 amino acids)
Source: RefSeq, a predicted model, not a curated record
GCGUCCAUCUGUUGUUUUCACCGUUGAGGAAAACGAUCAAGUUUCUCUUUGAAUUCGAAUGAUGGAAAGCUGUGUGUAGUUCAAUCGAAUCUUUAUCUAAUUUUCCAAGAACCUGAUAGGUUUUAUCGAGCCACUGAUCAUCCACCAUGUCUGCGAAAGUGGGUUCCAGAGACAGAAGUCGGUCGAGCGUGGGAUCAGAUGAAAGACCACGGGCAAGAAGCAGAGAGAGAGAGAAAAGAAAACGGAGACGCACUCGGAGCAGAUCGUCAUCUUCGUCAUCUGUCAGCUCCUCUUCAUCAUCAUCGUCGUCGUCGUCGUCGUCAUCCUCUUCCUCACGCUCAUCCUCCUCCAGCUCCUCCUCGCGCAGUAGGAGUAGCUCCAGUAGCAGCGAUUCACAUAAAAAGUCUAGAAAGGCUUCCAAGAAAAGGAAGAAGGAGAGAAAGAAGGCGGUGGACUCUUGA